AUGUCAGGAAUUAAAAAAAGUGAAAAUAUAAAUAAUAGUAUAAAAAAAACUAAUUUCAAUGGAGUAAACAAUAAUAAUAAUACUACUACUAAUAAUAAUAAUAAUAGCAAUAUUAAUAAUAAUACCAAUACCGUUCCCAAUAUAAAUAUUAAUAGUUUAAGUACAUUACCAAAUAAUGAUGAUUUUAAAGAUACUCCAAGAAAAUCAAUUUUAAAGAAAGGAAUUUCAGUUUUUAAAAAUUGGAAUAAUCAGCAAAAUAUUAAUAAUAUUAAUAACAACAACAACAAUAAUAAUAAUAAUAAUUACAAUACAAAUACAAUUAAAGAAAAAGAUUUUGAAAAUUUAAAUAAUGAUCAAUUUAUAAUUAAUAAUAAUAAUAAUAAUAAUAAUAAUAAUAAUAAUAUUGAUAAUAAUAAUUCAGAUAUUAAUAAUGAGGUAUUAUCAGAUAUGUCAUUUACAUCUAUUGAUGAUUCAAACAAUAAUAGCAAUAAUAAUAAUAAUAAUAAUGGAUCAAAUAUUAAUAGUUUAGGUGGAAUGAGUGUUGGUAAAAAAAUAAAAUCAUUCUUUUCUUCACCAAUACUAAAAUCACAACCAACAACUUCAAUUUCAAAUGAAUCUUUAUCACCUUACAAAUCCCCAAAAUUAUCACCUUCACCUUCAUUACCAGUUUCAUUACCAUUAUUAACAAAUAAUAAUAAUAAUAAUAAUAAUUUAUAUAAUAUUACCACAAUUUCAGAAGAAGGUGUAAAUAGUGGUUGUGGUGGAAGCAGUAUUAGUGGUGGUGGUUGUAGUGGUAAUAAUAGUUCAAAUAAUACUGGUACCACUAAUACACCAAGAACAAAUUCAAAUAGUGAAAUUAAAUUUACAAAAUAUUCACCAUCAAGAUUAAAUAGAACUUCAACUAGUGGUAUUUCAAUAGGAUUAAAUAAAAAGAAUUAUUAUGAAAUCAUUGAAGAAAACGAUAAAUUAAAAAAUGAAAUGGAAUUAUUAAAACAACAAUUACAAUAUUUUAGAAAUGAAAAUAAACAAUUGGAAGAAAAAAAUAAAGAAUUAUCUGAAACUAAUGAAAAAAUAUUUAAAUUAUUAGAUAAUUCUUCAAAAGAUAAAAUAUCAGUAAUCAUUUCAAAUUCAACUACAACAACUCCACCAAUUCAAAAUUUAUCACCAACUUUAAAAAAUAAUAAUGAAAUAAAUAAUACCAAUAAUAAUAAUAAUGAAAUAAAUAAUAAUAAUAAUAAUAAUAAUAAUAAUAAUAAUAAUAAUAAUAAUAAUAAUAAUAAUAAUAAUAAUAAAAAUAAUAAUAAUAAUAAUAAUAAUAUUAAUAAUAAUAAUAAUAAUAGUAAUAAUAAUAAUAAUAGUAGUAAUAAUACUAAUAAUAAUAAUAAUAAUAAUAAUAAUAACAAUAAUAGUUUAAAAAGAAAUAGUUGCCAAUCUGUAUUAAAUCUUGAAAAUGAAAUAAAUGAAAUCCAAAAGAUGGGUUUUUCCUCAAAUGGUAGUAAUAAUAAUAAUAAUAAUAAUAAUAAUAAACAAUUAUAUGAUGCAAUUAAAGAAAUUGAUGAUGCACUUCAAAUUUUAAAUGACUCUUUAUCAUGUUCUUCAACGGUAGUUUCUCCAAAAAUGAUCAAUAAUUUACCAAAUUUUAUAAAAGAUCAAAAUAAUAUUAAUAAUAAAAAUAUUAGUAGUAAUAAUAAUAAUGGUAAUGGUGGUGGACGUCGUAAAAGUAGUGAAAUUAAUGAUGAUAUUGUAAAUACAAUUGAAAUGCCAAUUUUAAAUAUUACUACCGAAGUUAUACCAACAUCAUCAACAGUAUCACCAUUAUCAUCGAAAAGAUCAUCGACUCAAUACUUUAAUUCAACUACAACAACAUCCGCAAUAGCAGAUUCAAUUUCACCCUCGAUACAAGUUUCAUCAAUGUCAACUUCACAAAGAAGUUAUUCAAUGUUGGCUUUUAUGGAAAAAGAACAACAACAACAACAAACUUUACAACUUACAAUUGAUAGUAAUCCAAAUAGUUCAAAUAGCGAUACAACUAAUAGUACAUUAUCUACAACACCUACAAAGAAAAAAACUUCAAAAUCUUUCAUCUCGACUUCAUUUACAAAUUUAACAAAUUUAACAAAUUUACCAAUUACAAAAUAUUCUAGAUCAUCUUCUUCUUCAUUUUCUUCUUCCUCACCAUGUUUACCUUUAAUGCCACCAACUCAAAUAAAUAAUAAUAAUAAUAAUAAUAAUAAUAAUAAUAAUAAUAAUAAUAAUAAUAAUAAUAAUAAUAAUAAUAAUAAUACUAUUACCAAUAAUUUUAAUAACACUACUAUUAAUACUAUUAUUAAUAAUAAUAAUAAUAAUAAUAGUAAUAAUAGUUCAACAAAUCAAUCAACUCAAAAAAUAUUAUAUUUUCCAAUUGUUGAAACACCAUUACCAGAGUCAAUUCAAAUUUCACCUCAAAAAUUAAUGGCAAGUAGAAGAUCAACAUCGACCUCAUCAAUAUCAACUAAAACUCAAACAAUCAUAAUUUCACCAAACUUAAACUCUUCACAAUCUUCACCAUCAAUAGCAUCAUCAUCAUUAAUAACACCAACUAUCUCUCCAAAAUUAAACUCUUCUCCAAAUUCUUUAAACAAUUUACCAUCAAUUACAACUUCAAAUAUAACUGAAUACAUUAAUUCUAAAAAUGAAAUUCAAAAUAAUAAUAAUAAAAAUAAUAAUAAUAAUAAUAAUAAUAAUAAUAAUAAUAAUAAUAAUAAUAAUAAUAAUAAUAAUAAUAAUAAUAAUAAUAAUAAUAAUAAUAAAAAUAAUAAUAAUAAUAAUAGUAAUAUUAAAAAUUCAUCACCAUCUUCCUCUUCAUCAUCCUUAUCAUCUAUAAUAAAUUCAAAUACUACAGUACUUAAUAAUAAUAAUAAUAGUAAUAAUAAUAAUAAUUUUAGUAGUUGUUUUUUACCAAUUGAACAACAACAAUAUUUAUCAUCACCAUCAUCAACAACAUCAUCAACAGCAUCAUCACCAUCAUUUACAUCAUCACCAUCGACCAUUAGAUCAACUUCACCAAAUAAUAUUGGCUCAUUAAACUCAACAUCUACUUUUUCCCCAAUAUUGAACAAUAAUAAUAAUAAUAAUAAUAAUAAUAAUAUUAAUAUUAAUAAUUUAAUUAACCGUCGUAAAGCGUGUUUAUCUCCAAAUAAAAGAAGUUUUAGUAGUAUUGAUUUAAACAAAUCUUCAAACAAUAAGGUUAAUAUAAAAAGUGUGCAUCUAAAGAGACAAAUUUCAACAAUAUCUGAAUCAAAUAAAGAAAACAUUAUUAAUCACAAUAGUAAUAAUAAUAAUAAUAAUAUUGAUAUUAAUAAUAAUAAUAAUAAUAAUAAUAAUAAUAAUAAUAAUAAUAAUAAUAAUAAUAAUAAUAAUAAUAAUAUUAUUAAUAAUAAUAACUCCUCAAAUUCUAACAGUGAUAAUAUUUUAUCAAAAUCUCCCUCUUUUAAUUUAAACUAUGAUUAUAAUAAUUCAAUAAAGGUAAAAAAUUUAGUUGAAUUUUUUGAAAACUAA
Messenger RNA from Dictyostelium discoideum AX4, 3537 nucleotides. RefSeq lists its product as hypothetical. The transcript has a single exon. Lineage: Eukaryota; Evosea; Eumycetozoa; Dictyosteliales; Dictyosteliaceae. Gene Ontology annotation, biological process: chromatin remodeling. The record is from RefSeq and is a predicted model, not a curated record. The coding region runs from base 1 to 3537 and encodes 1178 amino acids.